UGGCUAUAGUGGGACAUUUUCGGGAUAAACAUCAGAUUUUACAGGCCGACACAUACCCACGGUCAAUUCAAAGGAUAUAAUUCUACUUUUUUUUGCCUAAUUAAAAGCUUAUUCUUGUAGCAUUUUAGUUGCUUAUUCUGUUACUUUUUUGUCAGGACACAACUACCCAAAGAGGGACUGUCCCUCGUAAAGUGGGACAGGUGGUAACUAGGUAGUAAUCAGCAUAGUGCAUCGAGCUUCUGUGUUGUGCAGCCUUUCACAGACCUCGGCAUACCUCUCAACUGUCAAGAUGUUUGCCUCAUAUAUUUUUGGGCUGUGUUCCUAAUUGGAAAAAAAUAAUAAGAAUAUUGGGAGAGGAGAAACAAAACGUAAAUUAACUUGCUAUUUUUAUGCUGUGGGUGUGGUUACAGUAAAACAAAGGGCAUGGGGAUGAUAAGGGGAGUUAGGAUGAGAGAAGCCAAAACACUAACCUGUUGAUGAGCAGGGGCGUAACCAGUUGGCUUUUAGAUUAGUAAACGAUUUUUUAACUGAUUAUGGUUACUUGUAUUCAGAGAGUCCCCAAAGCCGUUGUUGAGGAUUGAAGUCACUAAAUGUUGACAUCAAUUUGAGUUACACACUUCAUAUCUUUCAGAGAAUGCAUGCUAACACAACACAUUUGAUUCUAACAACUUUCUAUGUUCUUUGUAAAAGCAACAUUUAAAAUAGCCUACUUUGGGGGUCUUUAUAUCUGCAUUAUUUUAAGCUUUGUUUAGAUUUUGUUAUGCUAAGAGGCUGAGGGAUGUGAACCUCGCCAUGGUUUUAAUUUAAUUUUCUAACAACCAAAAUCUGGGAAGUUGACCAGGUUUAGGAGAGCACACUUUGGAAGUUUUCCAAUUUAAUGCAAAUGGUUGCAUCUGGUCUGACAGGACUACAUUCUAUUUAAAAUAUCCCAGGCAACUUGGUACGAUGGGCAAAUAGCAGAUGGCUGGGAACGAGUAUCACAGUACGCAGUAAUAGCGAUCAACCGCUUACCACCAGAAUCAAGGGCAAAUCUGUUUUGCUGCACCAUGGAUACAGCCCUUGUUGGGGGAAGAUUACAUGAACAUGUUUUCCAUCUGGUACUGUCUGGUUUUCGAGUGCUGCUCUACUGGUGAUUGCAGGAUCACCAAUAAUCUAACUGGACUUGGAGAAGACUUCCACAGGAAGUUACAUGGGCAACAUUUGGCACAGACAGUGGUUUUGAAAGCCAUUCGGGGCUUUUUGAAGAACCCAACCCCAGAGAAGGCACUGGCGCUUUCUUUCCAUGGCUGGUCAGGGACAGGGAAGAACUUUGUUGCCCGUAUGAUUUUGGAAAAUUUGUACCGGGAUGGUAUGAAGAGCGAAUGUGUCAAAAUUUUCAUAUCAGUGUUUCACUUUCCUCAUGCCAAGCUGCUGGAGGCAUAUAAGGUUAAGUUGAAGGAGGACAUCAGAGACGUGGUGCUCAGUUGCCAUCAGUCGCUCUUUAUUUUUGAUGAAGCAGAGAAGUUGCCCCCUGGGCUGCUCGAGAUUGUAAAGCCAUACUUGAAUCACUAUGAAAAUGUGGAUGGUGUGGAUUACAGAAGGUCGAUUUUCUUAUUUUUAAGCAAUUUGGCAGGUAGCACCAUCAUGGAGCUAACACUUCAGUUUUGGCGAGCUGGGAAGAGCCGAGAAGAAAUCACCAUGGAAGACAUAGAGCCUCAGAUAAGGGAGGAAAUGCUCAUUGCUGAAGGUACCGCACCUAACGGUGGAUUUGUUGGCAGCAGUCUACUGUCAGACAACUUGAUAGAUUUCUUUGUGCCUUUCCUGCCUCUUGAAUACAGGCAUGUUAAGCUGUGCACCCAGGAUGCCUUGCAGCUUCGUGGGGUAACAGAUAUCACUGACGCUGUAUUGGACGAAGUAGCACAAGGCAUGGUUUACCUACCAAAGGAGGAAAGGCUUUUCUCUGCUCAGGGCUGUAAAACAGUCUCCCAGCGUCUCAGCUACUUCCUGCCCUGAUGUCGACUUUAAUUCAUGUGCAAGAUUAAUUUUUCUUGGAGUGGUGAAGUUUGAGGACAAGGAAACUGAUUUCUUUGUGAGAUGGAAGAAUACAUUAACAAAUUAAAUUGGCAGCUGCACUUUA
Messenger RNA from Protopterus annectens (West African lungfish), 2116 nucleotides. RefSeq names its product torsin family 3 member A (gene TOR3A). Gene Ontology annotation, molecular function: ATP hydrolysis activity; ATP binding. Lineage: Eukaryota; Metazoa; Chordata; Ceratodontiformes; Protopteridae. The transcript has 6 exons. Gene Ontology annotation, cellular component: endoplasmic reticulum lumen; nuclear envelope. The coding region runs from base 1078 to 1992 and encodes 304 amino acids. The record is from RefSeq and is a predicted model, not a curated record.